AUGCCGCCACUGGACUCUGGAGCAGAGGAAAUCCAGGGGGCGGGGUCUGCGUUCUCGCCCCUCCCUUCCCGUCCUCCGGUGGUUUGUCCCUCUGCGCGCUCCGUCGCGGGUCUGCCCCGUGUGUUGUCGGUGAGUAUGGACGGUAUGGAGCUCCUGGAGCGGAGGAUGAAGCCCCGCCGCCCCGCAGCCGAGCAGCCCGAGCCGCUCACGGAGCGGGGCGCUGCGGAGCGCAGGGACGGGAAGGGGAAGCCCGAGGCCGGCCUGCAACAGCUGAGCGAGGCGGCGGCGCUGCUGCUGCUCGGGCUGUUCGUGAGCGCGCAGUGGGCGCUGGUGCAGCUGUCCGUCCAUCAGCUGCUCAUCGGCGGAGGCGGCGGCGAGUUCAGCCCGGGCAGAGCGCGGAAACACCUGGAGCACAUCACUGGAGUGGGUCCACGGCCGGUGGGCAGCGUGGAGAACGAGGUACUGACCGUGAACUACCUUCUGCAGCAGGUGGAGCUGGUGCGAGCCGAGAGUGCCGCUGGACCUCACGCCAUCACCGUGGACGUGCAGCGGCCCACUGGCUCCUUUAGCAUCGACUUCCUGGGCGGCUUCACUAGUUACUACGACCGCGUCACCAACAUCGCCGUCAGGCUUGAACCCAAGACAGGAGCUCAGCACUUCAUGCUGGCCAACUGCCACUUUGACAGUGUGGCCAACAGUCCAGGAGCGAGUGAUGAUGCUGUGAGCUGUGCUGUGAUGUUGGAGGUGUUGCACUCAAUGGCUAAUCUCUCCACUCCUCUAAGACAUGGAGUCAUUUUCCUCUUCAACGGAGCCGAGGAGAACAUCCUCCAGGCGAGUCAUGGCUUCAUCACCCAGCACCCGUGGGCGAAGCAGGUGAGGGCAUUUUUGAAUCUGGAGGCCGCAGGCGUUGGAGGAAAAGAGGUGGUGUUCCAGACAGGUCCAGAGAACCCAUGGCUGGUGCAGGCGUAUGUUCACGCUGCUAAACACCCAUUUGCCUCUGUGGUGGGGCAGGAAGUCUUCCAGAGUGGGAUUAUUCCUUCAGACACAGAUUUCCGCAUCUACAGAGACUUUGGCAAUAUUCCAGGGAUUGAUCUGGCCUUCAUAGAAAACGGCUUCAUCUACCACACCAAGUACGACACUCCGGAUCGCAUCCACACAGACUCCAUCCAGAGAGCAGGUGACAACAUUCUGGCCGUCCUUAAGCACCUGGUCAUGUCUGAGAAGCUGGCCGACUCCUCUGAAUAUCGUCAUGGCAACAUGGUGUUUUUCGAUCUGCUGGGCGUGGUGGUCGUGGCCUAUCCGGCCAGAGUGGGCACCAUCCUCAACUACAUAGUUACCAUGGCGACCUUCCUCUACCUGGCCAAGAAGUGCAGCCUGCCCAGCAACGCAGGUGGUCGGUAUGUGCGGGAGCUGGCGUACGCGUCCUGCGUGGCUCUGCUCAGCUGGUUUGUUACUCUCCUCUCCGUUCUGAUCGUGGCACUGUUGGUCACUCUGAUUGGACGCUCCAUGUUCUGGUACAGUCACUUCUACACCUCCGUCUGCUUAUACGGCUCUGCAGCUGUGGGGAAGAUGCUUCUGGUCCACACACUGGCCAAGAACCUGUACUACGGGAGAGUGCGGAGGUUGGAGCUGGGGGAGCUGUUUUUUGACGUCAGUCUGCUGUUGUGGUGCUGCGUGCUGGUGUACCUCACGCAGCGGGGUCUCUGUUCUGCAUAUGUGCCCAUGCUGAUGGUGGCUUUUCCUCUGGCCACCAAACUCCUGCUCUCUGGUCACUUCAGAAACAGAGGUGCUUCACUGUGCUAUGCGGUUCUGUACCUGCUGGGUCUGGCUCUGCCGUACGCUCACCUCAUGUUCCUCAUCUGGGUGGUCUUUGAAAUCUUCACUCCCAUUAUGGGCCGCAGCGGCACUGAAAUCCCCCCUGACGUGGUGCUCGCCUCCCUCGUCACCGUGGCAACCAUCCUACUUUCAUCCUUCUUUAUGCACUUCAUCUACCUGGCGCGCAGCACUAAGCGUGUGUUGGCAGCUCUCGGGACCGUCUUCACAGUGAUGUUCAUCCUGGUCUCCUGUGGCCUGUUUUUUCCAUAUUCAGCUGACCUGGCCAGCCCGCGACCCAAACGGGUCAUCAUACAGCACACCACACGUACGUUCCAUGCUGUGGAUGGGUCGGUAGAGCGGAUGGACUCCGGCCUGUGGAUCAACAGCUUGGACUACACGGGCAUGAGCCACGUCACCCCUCACGUCCCUGAGAUAAACGACACCAUCCGCACACGCUGUGCCGACGACCUGCCCUUCUGCGGCUUCCCCUGGUUCCUCCCUGUCAAAUUCCUCGUCAAGAAGAACUGGUAUCUGCCAGCGCCUGCUGUGUCUCCAAAAUCACCGUUGGAGUUCAGGCUGCUGUCGAAGCAGCUGACAGAGUGGGGAGCAGUGAAGCUGAGCUUUGAAGCUAAAGGGCCAAGCCACAUGUCCCUGUACCUCCUCCCCCAGGCUGGUGCUUCCCUCACGGGCUGGUCAUUCGGGGAUGGGACCCCACAGUUUGACUUGAAUGGAGAAUAUUUUAUAUUCUACUCUCACGGCCUGGACGCACCGACAUGGAACUUCUGGCUUGAAGUCCAGCCGCCUCCUGACCCUUCGGACGAAAAGGGCAUCAUCUCCGUGGCCAUCUCCUCCCAUUACUUCUUCGGAGAUGACCGACGGACUCCAGAGUUGGACUCUUUGUUGCGGAAGUUUCCAGACUGGGCUUUCACUUCCUCUUGGGUCAGCAUGUACCAAAUGUACCGAUACUGAGGGUCCGUUGUUUUUGGGGGCCUGCAGGUUCGGUCCUCAGAAAGUAUGUGCCCAGACUCACACACACACACAUCCGGCUUCUCGUCACUGCGUCACUGUGUUCAGAGUGGAGGACCUACAGACCAACCUGGCUGAUUAAACACUCCUGUCACAGUUCCUUUUACAGCUCAUCCUGUUUCCAGAUUCCUUUGUAUGGCUGAAAUAGGGCUGCAUGAUUUGGACAAAACAUCAGUAUUGUGAUUAGACUGUAUACCAACAAUAACAUAAAUAAGGCAGCAUGGAUAAAGAUCAGCUUGGAUUAUAAUGACCACCAUAAUAGUGGUAGCACUUAUUAAAAACUACGAUUGGUUAGAGGGCUCAUUUGCAUAUUUUGCGAUACUGAUUUGCAAACGAUAUAUUGUGCAGUCCUAGCUUUAACCAUUUCAUCUCUCACCCCCUUCAGUACAUGUCUACCUCCUUCAUCUCCAUUUACACACAGUACUUUAAAAGGAAUACUCAAGCAUUUUCAGCCUAAUCUCUAAAUUUACUGUAUAUUUUAUAACCAGAAAACCUGUUGACAGCCAAAGAGGCCCAUCAGCGCAUUUCAACUUAAAGGCCAUGUUUAUUGUGGCCUUUCUUGUGCUAUCAGUCCUCGAUAGCAGCUUUAUAUCCCUCAGCCUUGUGAGUUUGACAGUGUCCUCUCACUACAAUACCCAGCAUGCUUUAUACAAAUAUACUAAAGGACCAUUGGGAAUCCCUGUGGUGUCACCCAAUCAUGACAGCUAGCCUAGUCCCUGAUCUAUAGACUAAUAAAUACAACCAAGCUAGCAACUCUUACACUCGUCAAUCAGAACAAUGAUUCCAUCACCGUUUCCACCCUUUCAGUCAGAGAAAAUAAGCCAAACUGUGGUAACGUGUCUUGUACCUUGUUAACUUCAGCAUUUAGCUUGUUGCCUUCGUCAUUUCUGCUAUUUCACUCACCCGUACACAAGCACAGUUGUGGCAGAUGUACGGCCACAAAAAGCUAUUCUGCUUCAGGGAAGUGCGCUAGAGUUACUGUCCGCAGUAUCUGACCGUACGCUAGACACAGCAGAAGGAACCUGAGGCAUAAAUGCUGGAGUAUUCCUUAGAGAAGUGAAACUGACAGACAGGGAGACUCUCUGUGGUAUUAAAGGGUAGGUUGAUCCAUGCCUCAGACACACCACUAGGUGGCGACGUCAUCUUGUGUUCUUUUUGUCUUCAGAUCUGACAGGUCGAGAAGAUUUUUCACAAUUUCGUAUUACAGAAGCAAAUCUGCUCUUAAUUUAGGAACCUUAUCUUAAGUCUCAUCUUCAGUUAGGAAAUCUAAACCUACUCAGAGUUGCUGAUCAGCUGUUACGUCUGUUGCCUAGGAACAGACCAUAAACACACAGCUGGAUUGUAAACACUGUCAAAAUAACAUUCAAAUCUAAAUUACAGCUGCCGUUACUGAUGUAAAAAAGGUAGAACAAAACUAAAGUGUGAUAAGCUGUAAGUAGUAAAUACUGUGAGAGCACCCCUGCUGUUUAUCAGUGUUGCCUCUCCUCAGUUUCAGUCUCCAUUUCCCAAACGCUUUAGCCGAGCACGCUAAUGUUACUCCUCCUGAUAAACAGAUACACGUUCAGCUCUGUCUCCUCGUUAUUCACCACCAUCACUGCAAUAUUCAUCAUCAAAAUGAACACAGGAAGGUAAUCAGAGGAACAGCGGAGAAUAGAGUCUGCAGAGUCUGAGAUUUUUAAAAAGCAGAGUUAGAAAAAAAAAACGUCUCCCAGUGAAAGCAGCGUGU
Pygocentrus nattereri (red-bellied piranha) is the source of this 4567-nucleotide messenger RNA. Its product is annotated as endoplasmic reticulum metallopeptidase 1. Gene Ontology annotation, molecular function: metalloexopeptidase activity. The transcript has 16 exons. The coding region runs from base 1 to 2784 and encodes 927 amino acids. Gene Ontology annotation, biological process: proteolysis. NCBI's taxonomy places the organism in Eukaryota, Metazoa, Chordata, Actinopteri, Characiformes, Serrasalmidae. The record is from RefSeq and is a predicted model, not a curated record.